Anopheles arabiensis is the source of this 694-nucleotide messenger RNA. RefSeq names its product divalent-cation tolerance protein CutA. The record is from RefSeq and is a predicted model, not a curated record. Gene Ontology annotation, molecular function: copper ion binding. The transcript has 2 exons. Gene Ontology annotation, biological process: response to metal ion. Bases 101 to 565 code for a protein of 154 amino acids. NCBI's taxonomy places the organism in Eukaryota, Metazoa, Arthropoda, Insecta, Diptera, Culicidae.
UUUCCAACAGCACCAUCAAAACAACCGUACCACAGCAGAAGUAGGCCACCUUCGGUCGGUUUCACAGACCGGCGCACAGCUGUUUUCUGAUAAGGGUUCUAUGCUACGCCCGCUCGCUCUACUACCGUCCUGCAUCCUUCGCCGAACGACAGCAAGCGCUUCCGCCCGGCGCAACACGAUGGCCACCGAUGGCAGCAGCGGCAGCACGGCCCCGACGACGACCCCGACGGCCACCGGCAACGAGUACUCGGUCGCGUUCGUGACCACGCCGGACAGUGCGGUGGCCACGAAGCUGGCCCGCCAGCUCGUCGAGCGGAAGCUGGUCGCGUGCGUCAACAUCAUCCCGGGGCUGACGUCGAUCUACUCGUGGGAGGACAAGAUUAACGAGGACCCGGAGGUGCUGAUGAUGCUCAAGACGCGCACCGACCGAGUCGAGGAGGUGAUACGGUUCGUGCGGGAAAGCCACCCGUACAGUGUGGCGGAGGUGAUCGCGAUGCCGAUGGCGGCCGGCAACCCACCGUACCUCGACUGGAUCGGCAAAACUGUCCCCAAGCGGGACGGGUAGCGCGUGUGCCAUGGGUAGCAGGCAGGUGAAGGAGAAGUUUUUUCUUUUGUACAUGGGAUGGGUAAUUGGGCGUUGAGAAUUGAUAUUAUGGUAGAAUAUAGAACGGAGGGGGAAAUUUCUGUACUAUAA